CACUCACUCCUCACUCAUCACAAAACAAACAUAACAUAUACACACAAAUCACCUGCUUCUAUAAUCUCUAAUUCUCAUUUCUCAAUGGCACGUACCAAGCAAACAGCUCGCAAAUCCACCGGCGGCAAGGCUCCGCGUAAGCAGCUCGCCACCAAAGCCGCCCGCAAGUCCGCCCCGGCCACUGGCGGCGUGAAGAAGCCCCACCGUUUCCGCCCUGGAACCGUCGCCCUCCGAGAAAUUCGCAAAUACCAGAAAUCAACCGAGCUUCUGAUCCGCAAGCUCCCGUUCCAGCGUUUGGUCCGUGAGAUCGCUCAGGAUUUCAAAACCGAUCUUCGUUUCCAGAGCUCUGCUGUAGCGGCGCUCCAGGAGGCUGCUGAGGCGUAUCUCGUUGGACUGUUCGAGGAUACAAACCUGUGCGCUAUUCACGCCAAGCGUGUGACGAUUAUGCCCAAGGAUAUCCAGUUGGCUCGCCGUAUCAGAGGAGAGCGUGCUUGAGUGAAAUUGAAUUGUUAGGGCUUGGGAUGUAAAGAAAUGUUCGGUUGUUAGGGUUUAUUGUAAUGUCUAUGUCAAUCUGUAGCUUUUGAUGUUUAAGAUGAAAUUCUGAAUGUUCUUAAUGAAAUCAUCGAGUUAUUUA
This is a messenger RNA of Daucus carota subsp. sativus, 634 nucleotides long. RefSeq names its product histone H3.2. Gene Ontology annotation, molecular function: structural constituent of chromatin; protein heterodimerization activity; DNA binding. Bases 85 to 495 code for a protein of 136 amino acids. NCBI's taxonomy places the organism in Eukaryota, Viridiplantae, Streptophyta, Magnoliopsida, Apiales, Apiaceae. The record is from RefSeq and is a predicted model, not a curated record. The transcript has a single exon. Gene Ontology annotation, cellular component: nucleus; nucleosome.